UAAAUAUAAAGCUGGUAUUAGUGUACAAGACUAUAGUGCCAUGGGUCCUUCUUUUGGAGUUGGCUAUGACUUGGGUUUGUUUACUAAUUCAGGUAAUUAUUGUUACAAAUAUUCUUUUGAGUCUGGCCUUUUAAGCGAAGACCAACGAGUAUCUUUCGAAAUUGAGGAUUAUGAG
Molecule: messenger RNA, 175 nt
Organism: Ambispora gerdemannii
Lineage: Eukaryota; Fungi; Glomeromycota; Glomeromycetes; Archaeosporales; Ambisporaceae
Source: the annotation of a GenBank genome assembly